Molecule: messenger RNA, 3234 nt
Organism: Fomitopsis serialis
Lineage: Eukaryota; Fungi; Basidiomycota; Agaricomycetes; Polyporales; Fomitopsidaceae
Exons: 4
Coding region: 124-2946 (940 amino acids)
Source: RefSeq, a predicted model, not a curated record
UGCGCAGGCGCCUCUCCCGCCGGAGCAUUUUGCGCUUCACCCUCAUCUCGCGUACCCGCCCCGGGCACCCCGCAGCCAACCUGGACGCCUUUCUGCAAACCAAAUGCUUUGUACUGGCAGAAAAUGGCAAAAAAGAACAUUGUCUCCAAUCCUCCAAAACCGCAAGCUUUUCCAAUGCCGGCUUCUCAUUCCGUUAUCGUAGGCGUCGCUACCGGGGCCAGCCCACUCUCGCUGGAGGACGACGAGGACGACAUAUGUCCCGUCUGCGAGAGCGAGUGCACAUGCCAGAACAGGUCAAGACCUUCGCAGACAAGCAACAACAACGCAGUCGCAGUUUCAGCUCACUCUACCUCUACUUUCAACGGCUCUACGACGGCCUCGCCGGGGAAUCCGAGCGGCUUGCAGUCCCUCAAGAUCAAGCUCACACUCCCUCCGAACCUGAAGCACCGCCCUCAUCAUGCCCAGGGCCCCUCUGUCGCCGGUGUGAACCCGUCUCGAAACCACGUCGCGUCUUCAUCAUCCACAGCGACCGAACAGUUACCGCAUCCUAUUCCCACAGGCAUCAGCGCCCACCAUUUAGCGCGCGGCGUCGUCGACCCAUCCGCUCCAAAGCGCAGAGGCCGCCCCCCAAAGGCCCUCGUUGCUGCACGGGAAGCAGCAAAAGCAGCGUUAGCCGUUCAGAAUGCGUCCGGCGGUGCGUAUUCGUACGACCCGCCGAGCGCGUCCGCCGGACGAAGCGCCUCGACGCAGGCUUAUACUGGGAAGGGCAAGCAUCCUGCCAAAUAUAUGCCCGCCAAGAAGCCUUCUGCCGCUGUCAAGAAGGCGCCAAAACAGAGGGGCAAAACUACGACCGACCGCAGACUCGCAUCCACCUUCGUCAAGGGCUUGCCGAGGCCGGUCUCGUCAGCCGAGUACAGCGACGGUCACUCGACCAGGUUCCCGACGUUCGUCUCCGCGGCGUCCAGCUCGUCGCCCAGUAGCUCGUCGGAGUCAUCUGACUCGGAGUCUUCGCUGUCUUCUCUUGAUUCUGACAUUGAAGAAGAGACGCGUCUCAUUGUACAAGGGGAGGCGAGUAGGACCCAGGCACGGAAGGCCUCCGGUUCUGACAGCGCUCACGCGCAUAAGAGGUGGGAGAUACGCCCUCGCCAAAGAAGCGUGGGUUUAGGCCAUGAUGACGCAGACGUAGAGAGCGAUGACAGCAGCGAGGGAGGGAGUGAGGGGGAGGACACUGACGAUGAAGGUGCCGAGGAGGAUGCCGAUGCCGAUACGGAAGGAGGCGGACUCGAGGACGUGGACUUAGACGACGACGACGAAACGAGCAGCAGGAUCGGCAUAACAUUCAGUGACGGAAGGGGCGCUGGCUGGAGUGACGACGAGGAGUCUUCCUUCGACGCCGACUUGUUCUUCACGAACCUGGAUGGCUCGUCCGACUCAGAUUCCUCGCCGGAACCCCCGAGCCACGAUCCGUUCGCCGCGGCAUCGGAAUACGAUUACUCGGGCUCGUUGACCGCCGACGAGGAGGAUGCGCUACUGCUGAUGGAUCUUGACCCGUCGAUGCAACUCCGGCGUGGUCAUGGGGAAUUCGAGUUCGGCUUAGAGCUGGGAGAACUGUCCUUCGGCUGGGACGGCCAGGUGUUCUUCACGAGUACCACGCCCCAGCACACACGCGACUUCGGCUUCCAGCUCCAAGACGACGUCGAGAUGCGCGAAGAGACGGAGGACGAGACACAGGGCACCGUGUCAACUGAUGACGAAUCGUCGACCAUGGACGAGGUGAUGUUGGAUGAAAGCGAUGGUGAGACGACGGAAGACGAGCUUAUCGGUCCUGAUGGUCUGCCGAAUUCGCGCGCUAUGAUGCUUUUCCGCUGGCCUACGACUGUCUCCACGGUUGACCCCCAGUCUACCGUCAGCUCGUCUGCGAGUCCAGCACCACAGGUGCCUCCAAAUGCGUCGGAGAGUCUGCGCAUCGCUCUGGCGUCAUACGCUGGCCAGCAGGGAUCUCCUGCCCCCACACCCGCCGACAUACUCGCCGGCAGAGUAACUGUGGAGGAGAUGGAAGAGAUGGAGAUGGAGAGAUCCUACGCUGGGGCGCAGACUCCCGCCAAGAAUCGAGCGGGUGGUGCUCCUACCAUGGGGGAAUUUUUGUCGACCGGCCCAAGCACCCAGGCGUCAGCGGUCAUCGACGGCAAAGGCCCCUUCAUCCCCAGUCCGUUCCCGAGAUCGAAGAUGACCCGCAAGCGCCGCCGUUCAGCGACGAUGACCGACUCGAACGACGUCGCCUCUACUGUUGGCGAGACUCCUUCCGGGUCCAUCCUAUCGGCCAGUCAAUCAUCCGAGGAGGCUGUGCCAGACACCCAGCUCGAGACAUCCGAAAUGUCGUCCGCCGAAGUCAUUGAUCUCGACGACGUCCUUGAUGCCUCGUUCCUCGACUCCGAUCCCAUUGGUCAAGAGCAUGCGACGCAAUCCUGCGGCGAGGCUACUUCGAUGAUGAGUCCUUCGACGGGUGCGCUCCUUAGUAGGUGGGACCGCAUCCCUAUGGCCACGUUCCGAAGGACUCGAGAGAUAAACAAGGUGGAUGGUUCCGCCUCCGACACUGGUCUGAGCGUUUUCGGUGGGAUGGGCUCCAUCAAUGCUCUGCUCACCCCAACCAAGCCAACCGACAAGAAGUCCACCUCUCUCGGCUCGCCCUUCGACCCUGCAGUUCGCGACGGCGACCGAACGCCGACGUCUACGAGCCCGCAGCACGGCUUCAGGCCGCCAAAGAAAGAGUUGCGGAGAGAGAAGGCGAUGAUGAAGCGGAAGAUGAUGAGCAAGCCGCUCCCGCCUCGUCACCAAGCUCAAUUCCGCCAACAUCACCAUCAUCCGAACUCCAAGUCGCGCGCAUCCGGUUCGAUGCAGCGCAUGAACAGUUUCGCUGGUUCUUCGUCACCCUCCUUCAACCUGUGAAUUAUCCCAGGCAUCAAAUUUGUAUUAAUCGGCGCGACAGGCCCCUUGCGGCCUAUGCGUCCAAUUGUCCAUAGCUGUAAUCUUGCACGGUCGUUCGUUUCUCAUCGGUAGUGUUGUCGUUCGUUUCCGUCGUCUUUUCAUCUUGUCCAUCCAACGCAUUCGCUCCCAUCAAUGCCCCCCUCUCUCAUUCUAUGUCUCGUAUCCAAGACUCUUGGUUCCAAUGCUGUAUGUACCUGCACCGAAGUGUCCCGGCCAAUGAAUGAAAUGCAAUGUGAUUUUCAUGUGGAA